This is a messenger RNA of Fusarium musae, 1815 nucleotides long. RefSeq lists its product as uncharacterized. Gene Ontology annotation, molecular function: antiporter activity. The record is from RefSeq and is a predicted model, not a curated record. Bases 1 to 1815 code for a protein of 604 amino acids. The transcript has 3 exons. Gene Ontology annotation, biological process: UDP-glucose transmembrane transport. NCBI's taxonomy places the organism in Eukaryota, Fungi, Ascomycota, Sordariomycetes, Hypocreales, Nectriaceae. Gene Ontology annotation, cellular component: cis-Golgi network; endoplasmic reticulum-Golgi intermediate compartment; Golgi apparatus.
AUGACCGCUCUUCCUCCUCAACCUGAUCUCGUCUCCUCGCCAUCUCACUCCUCACACUCACCCCCUUCGUCUUCGAAACACGUAGCAGCUCCAGAUCGCCCCGAACCCCCCGAAUCUCUUCUCAUUGAGGACUCUCUACCAGCCAAGGACUCGAGUCCCCUGAGAUCAGUGGCAGGAUCGUCAUCAGGCACAGCAAGAGUGGCUACAUCGCGGAACUCCGGUCUGAGUGGAGGAAAUCAAACGAUUGGCCCGUCUCGUGAGACCGGCGCGAGGUCUUUCAACGGCGACGAGGAAAGCGAGAGUGACUGGGAUAUAGAAAUGGAACCCAUUGCAGGCCACCGUCGGCGGCGAAGUAGCCACAACAUGGCUGGUCGGCCAGCUGGAUCACCUAGCCGAACCCGUGUCACAAGUCGUGGUCCCGCACCCACUGGCUCGGCAGAAGAACCCAAGAUAUCCGAAGAAAACUUGGAUGCGAACGGCUUUGCGAUUCAGAAGGAUGAAUCCGCCGAUGACAGCUUGAGCGACGAAGACCUCCAAGACGACGAAGAAACUGGAUUGACCCGUAAAGACAAGCAAAGGCGGCAGAAGAAGCGCAACAGAAAUACUCAGCUGGAUCAGCGGAUCGUCAGGGACAAUAAGGCUAUAUCAAAAGAGGAGCGCAAAGAAGCAGACAAGACUGUUUUCAAGAGUUUGAUGUACAACAAGUGGAUGUUUGAUCAUGAGCGGCUAAACUUUGCAUUUCCUUUGUUUACGACGUCCAUGCACAUGGUAGUUCAAUUUGUCCUCUCAGGUCUAGUUUUGUACUUCGUGCCCUCCUUAAGACCUGGAUACGGGGUUCAUCUGUCAGAUAUGGGAAGGUCGAGACAUGAUGACGAGCCCAAGUCUUACGGUAUGACCAAGAUGUUUUACCUCACUCGAAUUGGACCUUGUGGUGCAGCUACAGGCCUAGAUAUUGGACUUGGCAAUACCUCUCUCAAGUUCAUUAGCCUUACAUUUUACACCAUGUGUAAAUCUUCCUCACUAGCUUUCGUUCUCAUGUUUGCGUUUGCUUUCCGACUCGAAACCCCAACGUGGCGUCUUGUCGCCAUUAUUGCUACUAUGACGCUCGGUGUCGUGCUCAUGGUGUUUGGUGAAGUUGAAUUCAAGGUGGGAGGCUUCGCCCUCGUCAUCUCAGCUGCUUUCUUCUCUGGCUUUCGCUGGGGAUUGACCCAGAUCCUGCUCCUCCGCAACCCUGCGACAUCAAACCCAUUCUCUAGCAUCUUCUUCCUUACUCCAGUCAUGUUCCUCGUGCUUAUCUGCCUUGCAGUGCCCGUGGAAGGAGUCGGAGCUCUCAUUGAAGGUUACAAGGUUCUGGGUGAUGAAUGGGGCUAUUUCAUGGCGCCCCUUUUCUUGCUUUUCCCUGGUUGCAUUGCUUUCUGUAUGACGGCCUCCGAGUUCGCUCUGCUGCAGCGCACUUCCGUCGUCACGCUCUCCAUUGCUGGCAUCUUCAAGGAGGUUGUUACUAUUAGUGCGGCUGCUCUUGUCUUUGGUGACCGCCUCACACCAAUCAACUUUGUUGGUCUACUCACGACCAUGGCCGCUAUCGCUGCCUACAACUACAUCAAAAUCACCAAGAUGAGGCAGGAGGCGCAAGAAAGUGUUCAUGUUCGCCAUGCGCACGACGAUGACGCGCCAGAUUCCCCUACGAGUCAGAGUAGCGGAAUCAUAGACCGCGAUGGAGAUACAGACGCGGAAAACACUGGUCUGCUCCGUGACAGCAUCGACGGCUUGGAUCUUGAUGUACAACCCCAUGCGCCAGCUAAUGAGCGUCGCUGA